AAAGCAAGACGCCAGAAGCCAAGUCAACCAAAUUUCAGCAGUGUCUCGAAAAAGGCGAUUUCUUUAAAGCAGGGCAUCUCAUCUCUCUGCAGAAACCAACAGCACCAGCUCCAAAUUCCCUUUUCUCUCUCAUCUGGUUUUCGAUUCUCUGCCAAAAAAAAAAAAAAAACCCAUUUCAAUCAGGUAAUUAUAGGAGGAGGAAGAAAAAGGAGGUUGGUGUUCAAGUUGGAAAGCUGAAACCUAUCGAUUUUUGAGUUUGAGAUCUGAAGAAAAGGGGAUUCGCGUCAGAUCCGAGGAUUAUUGUUGUUGUUGGCUGAACAACGCGGAUUUUGUUGAAGAUAUGUUUUUGUAGCUUUUUUACGUGAGAAAAAAGCUAAUAAGCUUCGUUCGUGAUCUGCACUAGGGUUUUGGGAUCUUUAGAUUUGUAAUGGGGAUUUGUUGGAGCAUUCGGAUUAAGGCCGAGAGCGCAUUUUCGACUGGUGAUGACUCUAAAAUUGGAGAAAAGAAUGGGAAUAGUAAUUCGAGUAGCAAGGUUUCCACUGGCUCUCAAUCGAAUACGCCUCGUAGUGAAGGUGAGAUUUUGCAAUCCUCCAACUUAAAGAGCUUCACCUUCAGUGAGCUUAAAAACGCAACAAGAAACUUCCGUCCAGACAGCGUAUUAGGGGAAGGUGGCUUCGGUUCUGUGUUCAAGGGGUGGGUUGACGAGCACUCGCUUGCAGCUUCAAAGCCAGGAACUGGCAUCGUGAUUGCUGUAAAGAGGCUGAACCAAGAAGGAUUCCAGGGACACAAGGAGUGGUUGGCAGAAAUCAACUAUCUUGGACAGUUACGCCAUCCUAAUCUUGUGAAAUUGAUUGGUUAUUGCUUAGAAGAUGAUCAUAGGCUUUUGGCAUAUGAGUUUAUGCCAAAGGGUAGCAUGGAGAACCAUUUAUUCAGGAGAGGUUCUUACUUCCAGCCACUUUCUUGGCGUCUACGGCUGAAAGUUGCUCUUGGUGCAGCAAGGGGUCUUGCGUUUCUUCAUAAUGCUGAAACCAUGGUUAUAUAUCGGGACUUCAAGACUUCAAAUAUUCUACUUGACUCGACCUUCAACGCAAAAUUAUCCGAUUUUGGAUUGGCAAGGGAUGGACCAACUGGUGAUAAAAGCCAUGUUUCUACCAGGGUUAUGGGAACCUAUGGAUAUGCUGCUCCUGAAUAUCUAUCCACAGGUCAUUUAACCGCAAAGAGCGAUGUAUACAGCUUCGGAGUGGUUCUCCUCGAAAUCUUAUCAGGUAAAAAAGCAAUAGACAAAAACCGCCCAACCGGAGAACACAACCUAGUGGAUUGGGCAAAACCUUGUCUUAGCAACAAACGGAGAAUCUUCCGCGUUCUCGAUCCACGUCUCGAGGGUCAAUAUUCACUCGGCCGAGCCCUCAAGUUAGCAAACCUGGCACUUCAAUGUCUGUGCAUGGAACCCAAGUUACGACCCAACAUGGACGAAGUGGUCACGAUCCUCGAAGAGCUUCAAGACAAUGAAAAACGGGACCGUAGGGAACCCCAAAUAAACCGUCAUGGUGUUUCAACGACUAAUAAAGCCCGAUCCUGCCGACAAGAAGUUGGCCCGGGGGUGGUUGCGUAUCCGAGACCUUCGGCUUCCCUUCGCGCUUAACGGGAUGGAUGAUGAUACUUUUUUGGGACCUGCAGGAUUCUCAAGUGCACCUGUAUGGUUCUGUUUGGUGUAUAGUUCUGUUUUUUUUUUCCAAGUGGGUCUGUGUUAUCAAGACGUUAUUUAGUUUUACUAGAAAGACUAAAUGAUUCUGGAUUUUUGGUGGAAUGAUAAAGAAAAUGUGCUUUAUUUAUCAUUAGAAGAGUAGUUUUGGGUCA
This is a messenger RNA of Cynara cardunculus var. scolymus (artichoke), 1857 nucleotides long. Its product is annotated as probable serine/threonine-protein kinase PBL11. The coding region runs from base 428 to 1642 and encodes 404 amino acids. Gene Ontology annotation, molecular function: ATP binding; protein kinase activity. The record is from RefSeq and is a predicted model, not a curated record. Gene Ontology annotation, biological process: protein phosphorylation. Lineage: Eukaryota; Viridiplantae; Streptophyta; Magnoliopsida; Asterales; Asteraceae. The transcript is spliced from 6 exons.